AAUCAAUACCCCGCCUACAAGGUUUAUUCACCACCAAACCUACGUGUUUGCUUCGCGUUGGUCCCUAUCACAUAUUGUCUCACCUUUCUUCACCUCCUUUUCGCAUCUUGCGAAUAUUUAGUGAUGAGGUCCCGUCCGAGUCCUUCACCUAUCUUCCAGGGCUUGCUCCUCACAACUCAUAAGUCGCCACACAUUCGCUCCGAUAGCCAUGGAGACGCACCCGCUCGAUUAUCAGUAUGAUAAUCUCGGUAUACCCAAUGUCGCACAAGAGCCGUUUCUACCGCGCCCAUCGAAAUCGUUCGAAUUCAAAGCCACAGACUGCCAGAAACUCCACGUCCUGGUAGCCGCCAACUGCGAGCGCGACGUCUCGAAAGCCGAGGCCUUGGUCGUGCGUUUCUUCGGGCACGCGAAAGUCGAAUGCAGGGCGAUAUGUGAUGAUCCUACAGCGAAGGCCGUGCGGUUCGCCCCUACUCUCGAAAACUCCCCGAGCAGUAUUAGCCGCGGCAUCAACAAUGGCGAAGGCACUGCCCAAGUUUGGGCCGAUUGGGCGGAUUUGUUGGUCCUGGCGCCGGCCAGUGCGGAUACAAUGGCAAAGAUGCUGAAUGGGAUAACGGGGACUCUUAUACUCGAUGUGUUAAGGGGUUGGGAUGUGUCGAAAAAGAUAAUACUGGUGCCGGGCAUGACGACAUCAAUGUGGGAGAAUCCCAUGACAAAGAAGCAGCUAUCGAAGCUGAGGAGGAAAUGGAACUGGGUCCGAGUGAUGCCGCCGAUUCUGUGGCAAUACGACGAGAAGGGAGCAAAGAAGUGUCUCAUUCAAUAUGAUGGCUUCCCCGACCUCGUCGAAACUAUCAAUAACCAAGCCGAACUUCUGACGAUUGGCCAUGAUGUUGAUAUAACCACGUCUGGCGAUAUAGAGCAGGCACGGCGAAACCAAAAGACGGAAACUCGGCUCCCAUCGGAGUUAUGGACCAUAAUAUUCGACUAUGUCGGCGACUGGGAAGUAGCACAAUCAAUCGGCAUAUAUACCAACCUGCCUAUACCAAGAGAAUGGGAGCUCCGUGAAUCCCCGAAGGAUGAACUUCACGAGUAUAUUCGCUCUCUCGAAUCCACAAUCCUUACCAAGUCUGUGCCGCGCGUUAUUGACAAGCUCGACCAGGCCCCAAAGAGCAUGGAAUACCUGUCGUCACUAUGCGUCAAGCUUAUCAUCAAAUUCUGCCUCACAGACGUCCUCUCAUAUCUCGAGACCAAAUUCCGCGAAGUCUUUUGGACAUCCUUUGGCGGAAAACUACUUCCAACCAAAGCGUCGGCGGUUUAUGGAAGAAAUGAGAUUCUGGAGUGGUGGCGAACCUCUGCCUCCUUUCUCAAGAAAGACUAUACAGAUGAAGCUAUAGACGGAGCCUCCAAGUCAGGCUUCGUACACGUGCUGGACUGGUGGAAAAAGUCCGGCCUGCCGCUGAAAUACAGCGAAGCGGCGUUGGAGCAGGCGAGCAGCAAGGGACACAUCCUCGUCCUAGAAUGGUGGAAGGAGGCAAGCAUGCAUCAAGGCGCAUAUAUCCUUGAGCCCGAGUCGAAGAACCCUUCUUCGCGGCGCACAAACUCCUCAUACUUGUACGAACCAGCGUCGCCAAGUUUCGACUCGCAGUCGAUGGAUGUCGGACUUGCGCCGCUGAGGCUGAAGGUUGGCAAGUCAGUACUAUACGCAGCUCAAAACGGGCAAACCCGCGUUGUGCACUGGUGGGAUACGUCCGGGAUUCCGUACUCGCACUCUGACUCCGUGGCACGCCUUGCGUCGGCUUAUGGCCACGUUGACGUGCUUGAAACGUGGAAGAGCCUUAAGGGGAGCAAGUUUGCGAUGAGCUAUGAUAAUCAGGUGCUUGUUGGGCCGACGAAGAAUGGGUUUGUGCGGGUGCUGGAGUGGUGGCGCCGACAGACGAGUGGGGAGGAUUGGGGAUGGGAGGGAAAGAGGUUAAAGGUAGAGUACAAGACUUGCGAUAUUGAGGAGGCGCUUGAAGAUAGUGUGCGCCUGGCUGGUGGAGAGGGAGAGGACGAAGUAAGGAAGUGGUGGGCGAGGAACGGGCUCAACCUCGGAGUGGGCACCAGCGAGUGGAUGGAGAUCAAGACUCUAUGAUGUUCGAAAUUAGUUGCUUAUAUCUCUAGGUUUGUUUUGGUACCAGCGGGUUAAAUCUCAGGUCUUUUCGGGGCGCGGUUGCUUUAAAUAGAUACUGAUGGAUGGGCUUUCGAGGGUUACAAACUGGCAAUGUGGGAACCUGAUAUACAGGAAAAGGGAUCAUAGCUGGCUGUGACUAUGUAUCAGUAUGGCUAGAAAGGGCGUAUAUCAUACAUAUCAAUAUUUAGUGUUUUCGUACUUUGAUAUGGCAUUUUUUCAAUGCAGGAUUCUAAAUAAAACUCUUUCAAAACAUGG
This is a messenger RNA of Pseudogymnoascus verrucosus, 2422 nucleotides long. RefSeq lists its product as uncharacterized. The record is from RefSeq and is a predicted model, not a curated record. Gene Ontology annotation, molecular function: FMN binding; phosphopantothenoylcysteine decarboxylase activity. The transcript has a single exon. Gene Ontology annotation, cellular component: phosphopantothenoylcysteine decarboxylase complex. Lineage: Eukaryota; Fungi; Ascomycota; Leotiomycetes; Thelebolales; Thelebolaceae. Gene Ontology annotation, biological process: coenzyme A biosynthetic process. The coding region runs from base 209 to 2128 and encodes 639 amino acids.